Molecule: messenger RNA, 736 nt
Organism: Fukomys damarensis (Damara mole-rat)
Lineage: Eukaryota; Metazoa; Chordata; Mammalia; Rodentia; Bathyergidae
Gene: Cryab
Product: crystallin alpha B
Exons: 4
Coding region: 91-618 (175 amino acids)
Biological process (GO): protein refolding; response to heat
Molecular function (GO): protein folding chaperone; structural constituent of eye lens
Source: RefSeq, a predicted model, not a curated record
CUUCACAAGACUGCAUAUAUAAGGGCCUGGCUGUAGCUGCAGCUGAAGGAGCUGACAAGCCAGCUGACCUCUUGCAUUCACCUCGCUACCAUGGACAUCGCUAUCCACCACCCCUGGAUCCGACGCCCCAUCUUUCCUUUCCACUCCCCCAGCCGUCUCUUUGACCAGUUCUUCGGAGAGCACCUGUUGGAGUCUGACCUUUUUCCGCCAUCCACUUCCCUGAGCCCCUUCUACCUUCGGACACCCUCUUUCCUGCGGCUACCCAGCUGGGUUGACACUGGACUCUCAGAGAUGCGCGUGGAAAAGGACAGGUUCUCUGUCAACCUGGAUGUGAAGCAUUUCUCCCCAGAAGAACUCAAGGUGAAGGUGCUGGGCGAUGUGAUUGAAGUGCAUGGCAAACAUGAGGAGCGCCAGGAUGAACAUGGUUUUAUCUCCAGGGAGUUCCACAGGAAAUACCGGAUCCCAGCGGAUGUGGACCCUCUCACCAUGACUUCAUCCCUGUCCUCUGAUGGGGUCCUGACUGUGAAUGGACCAAGGAAACAGGUCUCUGGCCCUGAGCGCACCAUUCCCAUCAUUCGUGAAAACAAGCCUGCUGUCACCGCAGCCCCCAAGAAGUAGACGCCCUUUCUCUAAUGGCAUUUUUUAAAACGAAGUUUCCCUACCAGUGAAUGAAAAUCUUGUGACUAGUGCUGAAGUUUAUUAAUGCUAAGGGCAGGCCCAAAUUAUUAAGCUAAUA